Messenger RNA from Dufourea novaeangliae, 1455 nucleotides. RefSeq names its product CDK-activating kinase assembly factor MAT1 (gene Mat1). Lineage: Eukaryota; Metazoa; Arthropoda; Insecta; Hymenoptera; Halictidae. The coding region runs from base 190 to 1152 and encodes 320 amino acids. Gene Ontology annotation, cellular component: transcription factor TFIIH holo complex. Gene Ontology annotation, molecular function: cyclin-dependent protein serine/threonine kinase activator activity. Gene Ontology annotation, biological process: regulation of transcription by RNA polymerase II; positive regulation of cyclin-dependent protein serine/threonine kinase activity; nucleotide-excision repair. The record is from RefSeq and is a predicted model, not a curated record. The transcript is spliced from 2 exons.
GCGAUAACGAAAUGUAAUAAUUAUAUUGUUCUGCCGUUGUUGAACCGUAUGGAAGGAUUCUGUUAAUUUUAGUUUGCGUUAAGAUUAUGUCACGCUUCGUAAUGCGAAUUUUUCUAUUCCUUUAACCGGUCUGUCGUGCUACACUGGUUCGUGUUCGGUUUAGUAAUUGUUCUUGAUUUUUUCGCAAAAAUGGACGACCAAGCCUGUCCAAGAUGCAAAACCACCAAAUACCGAAAUCCAUCAUUGAAAAUGAUGGUAAACGUAUGCGGACACACGUUGUGUGAAAGCUGCGUUGACUUGCUAUUCCUUAAGGGAUCUGGAUCUUGCCCUGAAUGCAAAAUUCCAUUAAGGAGAGCAAAUUUCCGGGUGCAGUUGUUCGAAGAUUCAAUGGUAGAGAAGGAAGUGAACAUAAGAAAGAGGGUGCUUCGAGACUUCAAUAAGAGGGAAGAGGAUUUUGCAACAUUACGCGAAUACAAUGAUUACUUAGAGGAUGUUGAAACUAUAAUAUAUAAUUUAGCUAACAACAUUGAUGUCUUAGAAACGCAUAAAAAGAUAGAGCAAUAUAAGAAGGACAAUAAGGAUCAGAUCACAAAGAGUAAAUCCAAACUUGGUAGAUGCGAAUUUGAACUAGAAGAAAUGCUAGAGCUAGAGAAGCAGAAGGAUGAAGAAAGACGAUUGGAAUUAGUUAAACAAGAAAUGGAGGCUAAAAAGAAAAAGAUUCGCGAGAAAGAGGCAUUGAUAGAUGAACUUACAUUCUCAGAAGGGAAUGCAAAAAAUAUUGUGGAAACAUUUGCCUCUUCUAUUCAAGCAUCUAAGAAAGAAACAAAAGCAGCACCUCCUAAGGUUACUCAGUUUAGUACAGGAAUCAAAUUCAGCAACCAAGGAAGUCAGAAUUAUAUGUCAGUGCCAAGGAUGGAAGAAGGACCUUUGUACUCUUAUACUCCUAUUAGGCAAUCAACUGACGGGCCAACACCACCUGGUUGGAGAGAGUUGCAAGCUCGUGGUUAUGUUUCUCAUGUCCGUGGGGAGUCUUCGGCAGAAAGAGCAGGAGGAUUUAAAGCACAUGUUGCUUGUCUAAGGGCCUUACAAGAAGCUAUGGCUGGCUUAUAUCAUAAUCCUUCUCAACACCAAACAGAAUACACAAGUGUAUGACCAUAUAUAUUGUUUUAAUGCCACUGUAACUGUAUCUUUAAUUUUGUACAUAGGCUGACACAUACCAACUGUUCUUGUAAUUGUUACGUACAACUCACACUCUUUGACCAAUUGAUACAAAAGUUAUACAUACCAAGCUAACUAAAUCCAUGUGAUAUGAUCACAUGUAACAGGUACAUGUGCCUUGUAUAUUUAUAUAAUUUUAGUAUGGCAUAUUUUAUAUUAGAAUUACAUUACCAUGAAAAUUAUAUGACUGCAGUACCUGGCCACUCAAUGAAUAUGCGUAAGGAAUAUCAAUUUUCG